GGCAGCGGCGAGUGUGGAGGCGGCGGCGGCGGCGGCGGCGGCGGCGGCGGCCGAGGAGGAGGAAGAGGCAACGGGGGUGCGGCCGCCGAGGGGAGCUCCUCCCCCGUUCCCUCACCCCCCUCUGCUCAGCUCCGCGAGCCCCGGGCGGGGCGGGGGGACGUGGAGCGGGGCAGGGCGGGGGAGCCGCCCCGAGACCGCCCGGGGUGCACCCCAGCUCCGAGCGCACGCCACUCGCUGGAACUUUGUGGCCGCGCCGCAGGUGUGGGGGCCCGCGGAGGUGUGCAUGUGGGGCGCGAGGGCGUCGCGGAGAGCGGCCGCUGCCCUGUCCGGCCCUCGCUGGAGUAGCUCGGAGGAAGCGAGCAAGGAGACAGGUGUGUGCCCUCUUCCUGAUUCUGGAGAAAAAUGCCGGUCCGGAAGCAAGAUACCCAGAGAGCAUUGCACCUUUUGGAAGGUUAUCGUUCGAAACUAAGCCAAACAGAAGACAGACAGCUCAGAAGUUCCAUAGAACGGGUUAUUAACAUAUUUCAGAGCAACCUCUUUCAGGCUUUAAUAGAUAUUCAAGAAUUUUAUGAAGUGACCUUACUGGAUAAUCCAAAAUGUAUAGAUCGUUCAAAGCAGUCUGAACCAAUACAGCCUGUGAAUACUUGGGAAAUUUCCAGCCUUCCAAGCACUACUGUGACUUCAGAAACACUACCAAGUAGCCUUAGCCCUAGUGUAGAGAAAUACCGGUAUCAGGAUGAAGAUACAGCUCCUCAAGAGCACAUUUCCCCACAAAUCACUAAUGAGGUGAUAGGUCCGGAAUUGGUUCAUGUCUCAGAGAAGAACCUGUCAGAAAUUGAAAAUGUCCAUGGAUUUGUUUCUCACUCUCAUAUUUCACCAAUAAAGCCAACAGAAGCUGUACCUCCCUCUCCUCCCACUGUCCCUGUGAUCCCUGUCCUGCCAGUCCCUGCUGAGAGUACUGUCAUCCUACCCACCAUACCACAGGCAAAUCCUCCUCCAGUACUGGUCAACACAGAUAGCUUGGAAACAUCGACUUAUGUUAAUGGCACUGAUGCAGAUUAUGAAUAUGAAGAAAUCACACUUGAAAGGGGAAAUUCAGGGCUUGGUUUCAGCAUUGCAGGAGGUACAGACAACCCACACAUUGGAGAUGACUCAAGUAUUUUCAUUACCAAAAUAAUUGCAGGGGGAGCAGCUGCCCAAGAUGGAAGAUUGCGGGUCAAUGACUGUAUAUUGCGAGUAAAUGAAGUAGAUGUUCGUGAUGUGACACAUAGCAAAGCAGUAGAAGCAUUGAAAGAAGCGGGAUCUAUUGUACGCUUGUACGUAAAAAGACGGAAACCAGUAUCAGAAAAAAUAAUGGAAAUAAAGCUCAUUAAAGGUCCUAAAGGUCUUGGGUUCAGCAUUGCUGGAGGUGUUGGAAAUCAGCAUAUUCCUGGGGAUAAUAGCAUCUAUGUAACCAAAAUAAUUGAAGGAGGUGCAGCACAUAAAGAUGGUAAACUUCAGAUUGGAGAUAAACUUUUAGCAGUGAAUAGUGUGUGUUUAGAAGAAGUUACUCAUGAAGAAGCAGUAACUGCCUUAAAGAACACAUCUGAUUUUGUUUUUUUGAAAGUGGCAAAACCCACAAGUAUGUAUAUGAAUGAUGGCUAUGCACCACCUGAUAUCACCAACUCUUCUUCUCAGCCUGUUGAUAACCAUGUUAGCACAUCUUCCUACUUGGGCCAGACACCAGCAUCACCAGCCAGAUAUUCACCUGUUUCGAAAGCAGUGCUUGGAGAUGAUGAAAUUACAAGGGAACCUAGAAAGGUUGUUCUUCAUCGUGGUUCAACAGGCCUUGGUUUCAACAUUGUAGGAGGUGAAGAUGGAGAAGGAAUAUUUAUUUCCUUUAUUUUGGCUGGCGGACCUGCUGAUCUUAGUGGAGAGCUCAGGAAAGGAGAUCGUAUUAUAUCGGUAAACAGUGUUGACCUCAGAACUGCCAGCCAUGAGCAGGCAGCAGCUGCUUUAAAAAAUGCUGGCCAAGCUGUCACAAUUGUUGCACAAUAUCGACCUGAAGAAUACAGUCGUUUUGAAGCCAAAAUACAUGACUUACGGGAGCAGAUGAUGAAUAGUAGCAUUAGUUCAGGUUCAGGUUCUCUUCGAACUAGCCAGAAGCGAUCCCUCUAUGUCAGGGCCCUUUUUGAUUAUGACAAGACUAAAGACAGUGGCCUUCCUAGUCAGGGAUUGAACUUCAAAUUUGGAGAUAUCCUCCAUGUUAUUAAUGCUUCUGAUGACGAAUGGUGGCAGGCCAGGCAGGUUACACCAGAUGGUGAAAGUGAUGAAGUUGGGGUGAUUCCCAGUAAACGCAGGGUUGAGAAGAAAGAACGAGCCCGAUUAAAAACAGUGAAAUUCAAUUCUAAAGCAAGAGGAGAUAAAGGGCAGUCAUUCAAUGACAAGCGUAAAAAGAACCUCUUUUCCCGAAAAUUCCCCUUCUACAAGAACAAGGACCAGAGUGAGCAGGAAACAAGUGAUGCUGACCAACAUGUAACUUCUAAUGCCAGUGAUAGCGAAAGUAGUUACCGUGGUCAAGAAGAAUAUGUCUUAUCUUAUGAGCCAGUGAAUCAACAAGAAGUUAAUUAUACUCGACCAGUGAUCAUAUUGGGACCUAUGAAAGACAGGAUAAAUGAUGACUUGAUCUCAGAAUUUCCUGACAAAUUUGGAUCAUGUGUUCCUCAUACAACUAGACCAAAACGAGAUUAUGAGGUAGAUGGAAGGGAUUAUCAUUUUGUGACUUCAAGAGAGCAAAUGGAAAAAGAUAUCCAGGAACAUAAAUUCAUUGAAGCUGGGCAGUAUAACAACCAUCUGUAUGGAACAAGUGUGCAGUCUGUGCGAGAAGUAGCAGAAAAGGGCAAACACUGUAUCCUCGAUGUGUCUGGAAAUGCCAUAAAGAGAUUACAGAUUGCACAACUUUACCCAAUCUCCAUUUUUAUUAAACCCAAAUCCAUGGAAAAUAUCAUGGAAAUGAAUAAGCGUCUGACGGAAGAACAAGCCAGAAAGACGUUUGAGAGAGCCAUGAAACUGGAACAAGAAUUUACUGAACAUUUCACAGCUAUUAUACAGGGAGAUACGCUGGAAGACAUUUACAACCAAGUGAAGCAGAUCAUAGAAGAACAGUCUGGUCCUUACAUCUGGGUUCCAGCAAAAGAAAAGUUAUGAGGACUGAUGUUUCUCUGUUUCUCUUUUCCACAGUCUCAUUUUCUCUGACACUUCUUUGCCCUUUCCUUCUGGAGUCUGUCUUCAAUACUUCUUCCAUGUUGAAUCAUAUCCCACUCAUCAUGAUCUGCAGUUGCACUUAUUUUUGACAUCUUAGUGUCUCCUUCAAGUUGUAACAUCUGUAUUAUUUUAUCUCACUAUUGGUUUGUGGCCAUUUUUCACAAAUGAAGAUGGAAUGGCCUGACCAGCUAUUAAUAGGAUUUGGGGAGACGGGGAAAUUGUGGCAAAAUUCCUUAAUGUUUAAGGGAAAGUAACUUUAAGAGAUUUUCAGAGAAGCUUUACAUACAUUCUUUCCAAAUUUCAAUAUAAAUGAAAGAAAAGUGGUUUUAAUCAAUGAUUUAGUAAACUUUGAGCAACAAUGCAUGCUUAACUUUAAUAGCAUGGUUUGGCCAGCAUAUUAGCUCUCAAGUCCUUUUCUCAAUUGACUUCUGUUAUCAAAGCAAAUAUUUCAUUAUAGACAAAUAAGGAAAAUAUGUUUUUUAAUUUCAAAAUUAAUAUCUGAGUUAACUUUAAUAAUUUCACAAGGGAUAUUCAUAUUCAUAUCUUCUUAAAGUCUUUUAUUGUUUGAAGUUUUUUUUUUUCCUCCCAGUAGAUUUGCUAGGAAUAACAAUGUUUAAAUGUUUUUAAUCUACUUGUGCAACACUAUUUAUAGUGUCUUACAAAAGUUGUUCAUACAUAAUGAUCAUCACAUUUUCUGAAUUGAGGCCAUGUUUAGGUGCUAGGGGAGUUCACCUUUUACACAUAAGGUUGAGAAAAUUUCAUAGACAUAAAUACAAAACAGACAUUACAGUGAUGAUGUAAUCAUUAUGGCAGUGGGAAGGAGUCCAAUUCAUAGUCUAAAAUUUUAAAUGCAUUCUUAGGGGUCAGAUUUUAAUGAAUAUUUUACCCACAAUAACUGACUAUUUUGUUAUAAUAAAAUAUAUAUAUAUAAAUAUAUAUAUAACUUUCUUUAAACUCUGUAACUAUGGGAAUUAUUUUCUUUACAUAGUUGCACACACACAUAUAUAUGUAUAUUUAAAAUAUAUUUUUUUUCUUUUGCCACCUACUCUCUUGGUUUGGUUUUAAGUUAAAUAUUAAUUGAUUGGACUUUAUCUUCCUUAAUCGUGUGAAGUGAAACCAGGAGGAUGGUGGUUGUGGAAAGAAGCCCUUAGGGAAAUUAGGUUAUACAUAAAAACAUGGGCAUGUUCUCCUCUUUUCUAUAAAAGUUUUCAAAUGGUUCCUGGUUGGUUUUUUGUGGGGGUUUUUUUUCGGGGGGAUUGGGUGUUGUUACCGUUGUUCUUGUCAUUGGCUUUGGAUUUGGUCUCCACCUCUUUCCAGUUCUCCUUUCAUUAAUAGGCAAACAGGCAAAAACCUCAUGUGUAUGAGCGUUUUCCCCUCAGACUGUACACCUUUCAUCUCUUGUAGCUGCUCUGCAGUAGAGUUGCACAGAUCUUCAUGGUGAGCAAUUAAGAAAUUUUAGUGAAAAGUAGAUAAUUUCAGAAAUCAAUUUCUCUGGUCUUUUAUAUUAAUAAUACUGUUUGGCUUCCCAUUGCUUUUUUGGAGUUUAUUAAAUAUGUGUUUUUGACAACCUCCUCAUUACAGUUUCUUAAACAAAUGAGUACUGGUUUGUAAAGAAUUAUCAACAUUAUCCAUUCCAUUUAUGAGAAAGAGGAGAACAGCUAAUAAACUUUAUUGUAAAAUCUGUAUGUUAAAUGUGUCUUGUAUUCUGAAAGAAAAAAUUAUUUUACAAGCUAGCGUUUUCUUGGAACAAUUUGGGGCAUCACAUCAUUUGUAAACUGAAUUCAAGAAUCAUUAGGCAACCUAAUCAUAUUUCUCCUGUAGGUUUUGGAAUUGAAUAUGUUAACACAUUGAAAUAUAUACCAUAGCUGUUACAUGCUAAUAUAAUAAGUUGUUUCCAAACAUAAAUAGAUUAGAAGAAAACUAUUGUAAAAUGAUCUCAAGAGCCUCAGAAAUCACCUUAUAGCAGGACCCCAGCAUAAGCCAUUUUGAAGUAUUUACUGGUCGAAUGUUGUAAAAUAUCAAGAGAUUAUAAAAUGACACCAUUUAUGUGUUAAAAUGUAUAUUACAUUGCUUUCUGAAUGUCCUUGUUAAGUGAUUUUUUGUAAGAAGAUACUUUUG
Molecule: messenger RNA, 5361 nt
Organism: Balaenoptera ricei (Rice's whale)
Lineage: Eukaryota; Metazoa; Chordata; Mammalia; Artiodactyla; Balaenopteridae
Gene: DLG1
Product: discs large MAGUK scaffold protein 1
Exons: 26
Coding region: 403-3186 (927 amino acids)
Biological process (GO): neurotransmitter receptor localization to postsynaptic specialization membrane; chemical synaptic transmission
Cellular component (GO): neuromuscular junction; postsynaptic density membrane; neuron projection
Molecular function (GO): kinase binding
Source: RefSeq, a predicted model, not a curated record